Molecule: messenger RNA, 3234 nt
Organism: Rhizoctonia solani
Lineage: Eukaryota; Fungi; Basidiomycota; Agaricomycetes; Cantharellales; Ceratobasidiaceae
Product: dynein heavy chain, cytoplasmic
Exons: 13
Coding region: 1-3234 (1077 amino acids)
Biological process (GO): minus-end-directed vesicle transport along microtubule; establishment of spindle localization; cytoplasmic microtubule organization
Cellular component (GO): cytoplasmic microtubule; cytoplasmic dynein complex; cell cortex
Molecular function (GO): dynein light intermediate chain binding; minus-end-directed microtubule motor activity; dynein intermediate chain binding
Source: RefSeq, a predicted model, not a curated record
AUGGCGUCGGGGCUCGACACGCCUGAACUCUAUACAAACGGAACAAAUGGAACGCCAGUGCUUAACUCAGACGCGGCUUUACCGAUCCCUCCCGCCCCUGCAUCGUCUUUUGAUCCUGCCCAGUUUCGUACUUAUCUGCUUGCCUUGCUUCCACCCGUAAUUGGUGCUACAGUAGACGAAAUUGAAGCCACACUAUUCGACUCUGAAUUUGAUGAAAAAUUGACGCGCUUUGCUGCAGAAGGUGUCGAAGCCAUUUAUAUUGUUAAAACCCGAGCGGGAGAACCUGAAGAGGAUGCAACCCCGACAUAUUCCUACACGCUCACACAACAACUGCAAUACAAUUCGAGCAACGUAACUACGCUAGCACUUAUUAAGCGCACGCCCACCCUGGAUACCUUGCUUCCCCUUGCACCACAGUUGCAUAUCCUGAAUCUUUUUGGUGGGGAUGAGACUCCCUAUGAGAGUUUGCAUGCAGUAGUGAGCCAAGCCGUUAAGCCUUGGUUCGAUGCGUUCGUUGGAGCACGUGGUAGUGGCAAGGAUGGAGAUGGGAAAAUGGGAAUACCCGUGACCAAGAAGAAGUUUGCAGAGCUUGAACUAUCUCUGUUGCAUCUCCAACAGAAUGUCGAAAUUCCUGAAACUCAUCUCAUUAUUCACCCAAGCAUUCAAAAAGCCGUCGACCAUGCACACGCGACCAACACACCUGUGCACAUCGAUCUUAUUCCUGGUAGUACUCUCAGCGACAGUUCAUUCCUUAAUACACUCCAGGCUCACGUAAAUACCUGGAUCAAGUCUAUCCAAGGUGUUACAAAACUCACGCGUGACGUUUCUUCGGGUACUGCAUCGCAAGAAAUCAACUUUUGGUUGAGUCUCGAACGUGCUCUAGAAGGGAUCGAGACGCAGCUCCGUGGUGAUGAGGUUCAGCUUGUUAUGGAAUGCCUUCGCAACGCGAAACGUUUCCGAGCAACUGUCAGUUUCAUUGCGGAUACAGGGUUGAAGGAGGCCACAGAUAUCGUGCACAAGUAUAACCAACUGAUGAAGGAGUUCCCUCUGAACGAACUAUUAUCCGCAACGGACUUGGAUAAGAUUCAUGAUGCACUUUACCAGGUUUUUGGACACAUCAACAGGAAGCUGCGUCUUUCUCCUUAUCCCAUCCGACGUGCUCUCCCACUCGUAGAAGCCAUCUCCCGUGACUUUAACGACCAACUCCUCCGUGUCCUUACAUCUCAUCGUCUUACCUAUGCACCAUACGAAACAUUUGAUAGGUUGCUCAAACAGACUCAAGAAAUCUUCCGUGCUUGGGACGACCUGAUCAAGGAAUUCACUAAUGUUGCGCGCGAGGUAACACGUCGUCGCUCCGAGAAAUUCAUCCCGAUCAAGGUGCAGCCAGCCCAUGCCAAGCUCAUGGAACGCACGCGAUAUCUAAGGGAUUGGAGGAAGCAACACGAGCAGCUUGCUGUAAUGACCGGGCCUACCAAGGGGCUUGGAGGGAUCGGCAAAGACGUUGGUGGGAUGGAUAUGGAGGAGGAAGUCAAGGAAGCGUAUGAGAUUGUGAAAGGGAUUGAUGUUUUGGAUGUCUCAACUGAGGGUACUGAAAUUUGGGUCACCGCCGAGAAUGCGUACAACGAACGUGUGGCGCGUGUCGAAAAUCAGAUCAUUUCCCGGCUGCGCGACCGACUCGGGACGGCGCGCAAUGCGAACGAAAUGUUCCGUGUAUUUUCGAAAUUUAACGCGCUCUUUGUGCGCCCAAAGAUUCGGGGUGCCAUCCAAGAAUACCAAACGCAAUUGAUCGAAUCCGUAAAGGAGGACAUUAAACGACUUCAUGACAAGUUCAAAACUCAAUACCGCUACUCUGACACAUACCAUAUGUCUCAAAUGCGAGACCUUCCGCCUAUCGCGGGUGCCAUUAUCUGGGCGCGACAAAUUGAAAGACAGCUCAAUACUUACAUGACUCGCGUACAAGACGUCUUGGGAAAGAGUUGGGAACUCUAUGCCGAGGGCCAGAAGCUUCAAGCCGAGUCAACCUCGUUUCGUAAAAAGCUCGAUACUAGACCGGUAUAUGAAGCUUGGCUGCAUGAUAUUAAUCGCCGCGAUAUGAACAUCAACGGUCGACUGUUUGAAAUCAUCCGUCUUCGUGGAGGGGGGUUCCAGCUCACUGUCAAUUUCGAUCCUCAAAUUAUUACACUGUUCAAGGAGGUCCGGAAUUUGUUGUGGUUGGGUUUCCAGGUGCCGCAUACAACAAGCAAUCUAGCCAAGGAUGCGAAGCGUGUAUACCCACAUGCCGUGAGCUUGAUGGAGACCGUGCGGACGUAUGCCCAGACUCUGGAUCUCGUGGAAGCCAACAAGGGGAUCGAGAUGUUGGUUGCUGAAUACAGGAAUGAAGUUCAGAGGAUGAUCACUCGUGGAAUGGCACUGCGCUGGGACUUUUUCGUUAACACAUACGACUCACACAGAUUCCAUGGCUACGCAAACCUCGACAAUUGGGUUGCUGAGCUUGAUGCCAAGAUUGAAGCCCUGUUACUCGUUCGGUUGACACACAUUAUCCAACUCUGGUGCACUGAAUUUGAUCGCACCGAAGAGGACGAGCCCAGACGUGAAGCUAUCGAGGGCAACUUGACACUCAAGCCGAUCGUCCACGAGAUUCGCAUUCAGAACCAGGUUAUUUUCUUAGACCCACCCAUUGAGUAUGCGCGUGGCAUCUGGAUACGACAGUUGCACUCCUGGUUGGGUGUGGUCUGUGGUUUACGCAGGAUUCAGAGCUCGCGAUAUGAGAUUGGGCUACAGAUGCAGGGAGCAAUGGUAGUUGACACUACCUACACCGGCUUGUUGACUCGCCUGAACGAAUCGACCCUGGUUCGGCCAUUCGACCUCGUCGAGACCAAGGUGCAACAAGUCAAGGAGUACGUCGCCAAAUGGCUUCAAUUCCAAUCCCUCUGGGAUCUCGAAGCCGAAUAUGUCUUUACGCGACUUGGAGACUCGCUCGCCAACUGGCAGCAGCUCUUGACCGAAAUCAAGCGUACACGACAAACAUUCGACAACUCGGACACUCAACGCAGCUUUGGCGUGUGUGUGAUUGAUUAUGAGCAAGUCCAGGCUCGUGUCAAUGCCAAGUAUGACUCUUGGCAGAGAGAUAUUCUGCAGAGGUUCGGAGUGAAACUCGCGAAUGAGAUGAAAGAAAUGCAUGCAGCGAUUACCAAGGCUCGCCAUGAUAUGGAGCAGCAAAGCAUGCGAUUCUGA